UCUGUUCAGUCUGUCGGAGGGUUCAGCGGUGAUCAGUUCAGCAGCAGCGGAAGUGGAAAACUUGCAGCAGACGCACACAAACUAAACCCGGCUGCCACCUGCGAUGCUGCUGGAUGCUGGUCCGUUUUCAAAACUCCUCUUCCCUCUUUUUCUUCUCCUUCUUCUUCCUCUUCUCUUCCCUCUGCUGUCCCGGGGAGACGCGCGCUUUCGCUCUCCGAUGUGAGUUCGCCCGUGCGUAAUAGUCCGGCUCCGUGCGCGCCGUCAUGGCUUAUCCUCAGGGUUUCCUCUUCCAGCCGUCCGUGUCUCUGGCUCUGCACUCCUGCCCGUCCUUCGGCUCCGGGGUCAUCUUAGGACCGCGGACUGAGGAGCUCGGCCGCUCCUCUUCGGGCUCUGCCUUCGCUCCGUACUCGGGAUCAGCGACCUCUCCCGGCUUCAACUCCCACCUGCCGUACGGCGGAGAGCCCCGGGCCGCCGCGACCCUCAGCUCCUUUGUGACUUCUGGGUACGAUCCGUCCUCGGGGAUCUCCGGCUCCUUAGAUUACCACCCGUUCGGGGCCCUGGGGCCCUACGCGUACGGAGACCCCACCUACAGGAAGAACGCCACGCGGGACGCCACUGCCACGCUGAAGGCCUGGCUGAGCGAGCACCGGAAGAACCCGUACCCCACCAAGGGGGAGAAGAUCAUGCUGGCCAUCAUCACCAAGAUGACCCUGACUCAGGUGUCCACCUGGUUCGCCAACGCCCGCCGGCGACUGAAGAAGGAGAACAAGAUGACCUGGACGCCCAGAAACAGGAGCGAGGACGAGGAGGAGGAGGACAACAUCGACCUGGAGCGCAACGACGAGGACGAGGAGCCGAUGAAGCCGAGUAACAACGAGGAGCCGGAGUCGAGGAGCGAAGCCGCUCCUCGCCGCCCCCCCUCCGUUGGAGACUCCUGCGUGUCGGCGUGCAGAGAGGACAGCGGCGACACCGACCGAAGCCUCACCGACCCGGACUUUAAAGACUCCGGGGACCGGAGGCUGCCCCUCCUCCCGGGCCCCACCUCCACAGGGGGCCCUCCUCAAAUCGCACCAAUCAGAGUGUCAGAGCUGGAACGGACAUCGAGCCCGUCGCCUAAAGAGCACUCCGACUCCAUCCGGGGGCCAAAUCCGGCCCCUAAACCCAAACUGUGGUCCUUGGCUGAGAUCGCCACCUCGUCGGAUAAAAAUAAAGGAUCUAAUGACUCUUCACAGAGCGGGGGGCCGGGACAGCCGCAGGCCUCGGUCCACCACACGUCCACGCCCCGGACCCCGUUCUCACACAGCCCCGCCCUGCCCCGACACCUCUACUACACCUCCCCCUUCAUCCCCGGAUACUCCAGCUACGGCCCUCUGGGGCCCCUCCACGGCAGCUCACACUUGGCCUCAACGACGCAUUUAAACGGAUUACACCAGACGAUGCUGCAGAGGGCCGAGGCCCUGGCCAGAGACUGCAAACUACGCAGUCAGAGCCAGCUGGACCUGCACGAACUGAAGAAGGGCAUGACAAACGUGUAGACCCCGGGGCCCGGAAAACUUUUUAUUUACUGGAACCGGUUUGUUGGAUUCUCCUCUGAAACGUCCUGGAUAUCAAAGAAAACUAUGAAACACAGACAAAAGGCCCCGCAGAGGCCCCUGACUUUUAUUUAGAAACAAAUACUGGAUUUCAGACGGCGUUUUUCUAUGUUGAUAAGAUGUAAUCUUUGUAGUGCGUUUCUGCACAGAACCUAAAGAAUCAUUAAAAGCUAGUUUUAUUAAUACGGAA
This is a messenger RNA of Micropterus salmoides (largemouth bass), 1782 nucleotides long. Its product is annotated as iroquois-class homeodomain protein IRX-5-like. Lineage: Eukaryota; Metazoa; Chordata; Actinopteri; Centrarchiformes; Centrarchidae. The transcript has 3 exons. The coding region runs from base 264 to 1535 and encodes 423 amino acids. Gene Ontology annotation, cellular component: nucleus. The record is from RefSeq and is a predicted model, not a curated record. Gene Ontology annotation, biological process: cell development; regulation of transcription by RNA polymerase II; neuron differentiation. Gene Ontology annotation, molecular function: RNA polymerase II cis-regulatory region sequence-specific DNA binding; DNA-binding transcription factor activity, RNA polymerase II-specific.